AUGGAUAAAGGUUUGCCGGAGUUGAUCCCCUUGGUGAAGCCUGCGGUAGUUUCGUUGAGAGACGACAUGACAGAAAAUAUCAAAUAUGGAGCUUAUGGGAUAAUUAAUGUGUACAAUUUAACCAUAGCUCAUGACCAAGCUAGCACACACAACAUGUGGAUUGAAAGUGGUCCAUUGGAUAAGCUUAAUAUGAUUGUUGCAGGCUGGCAGGUUUCUCCACAAUUAUAUGGUGAUUCUCGUAAUCGGUUGUUCACAUUUUGGACGGGUAAUGGCAAUGGCGACGGAUGUUUCGACAUGCUAUGUCCAAGUUUUGUCCAGGUUCAUAGGUCAAUAACUCCCGGCUAUCUAUUAGAGAAAUCUUCCAUUUAUGGCGGACCUCAAAUUGUGAUUUCUAUCCAAAUCCAUCAGGAUGCAAGUAGGAACAACUGGUGGCUGACUGUUGGUCAUCCAGGCAUGAUAAUUGGUUAUUGGCCGAGUGAACUGUUCUUAUAUUUACGCGACGGUGCGCUAGAUACGGCUUGGGGAGGAGCGGGUCAGGCUGGGAGAGACGGAGUUUGUCCUCCGAUGGGAAGUGGUCAUAAGCCUGAUGGCCAUUCUGAUCACGCCACGUACUUUCGAGAUCUUAAUUGGAUUGAUGCGACCGGCGCUUUUCAACGUCCUUCGAAAAAAACAGUGGAGACGGUGGAUGGUUCCAAUGUCUAUGAUUUGAAGAACUAUGGCAAAAGUCGCGAAAUGGGGCAUUGGAUUAGUUUUGGUGGUCCGGGAGGCUACUGUGAGGGAGGGAUGGAUGGUUAG
Messenger RNA from Syzygium oleosum, 795 nucleotides. RefSeq lists its product as uncharacterized. The transcript has 5 exons. Lineage: Eukaryota; Viridiplantae; Streptophyta; Magnoliopsida; Myrtales; Myrtaceae. The coding region runs from base 1 to 795 and encodes 264 amino acids. The record is from RefSeq and is a predicted model, not a curated record.